Messenger RNA from Laetiporus sulphureus 93-53, 213 nucleotides. RefSeq lists its product as uncharacterized. The transcript is spliced from 2 exons. Lineage: Eukaryota; Fungi; Basidiomycota; Agaricomycetes; Polyporales; Laetiporaceae. The record is from RefSeq and is a predicted model, not a curated record. The annotation marks the transcript as partial. Gene Ontology annotation, molecular function: nucleic acid binding.
AAAAAGCCAGGGGAGAGCCUCAGUGAUAGAUUGGUGAAAGGGACUCAGAAGUUUGGAGGUAGAUCCUUGAUGAUGUGGGGCUGUAUGGGCUGCGAUGGUGUGGGCAUUCUGGAGGAUGAGCUGCAGAAUAGCCUGCAGGAUUGGGGCAAAACUGUGGAGAAUGUGGUGUUCCAGCAAGACAAUGACCCCAAGCACACCAGCAAGAAGGCCAAG